This is a messenger RNA of Oryzias latipes (Japanese medaka), 1974 nucleotides long. Lineage: Eukaryota; Metazoa; Chordata; Actinopteri; Beloniformes; Adrianichthyidae. The record is from RefSeq and is a predicted model, not a curated record.
UAUACCCAACAGGAGCAAUAUUAGUCUUAAUCUUUAAUUAAUGAGAGGUUCUAAAAAAGAACUAAACAAAGUUUUUUCCAAACAAAUCAAGUAUUGAAAAGUGCAACAAAUAAAUUCAAAAUGUUUAAAAAAAAUGUACAAAUCAGCCAUUAAAUAAGAGACAUGAAGGCACUUUCUCUGCACCUGGAUGGAAGACGAAGGGCCCAAAUAUGCAAUCUCUUUCCAUCUUCAAAUUCCACCGCAUGCCUGAUAGGGCCCUAUAAUCAUUACAUAAUACAUAGUCUACAUAUUCUACAUGUCAGCCACACAUUGCUAGUGAAAUCCCUGAAUUUAUGGGCCUGCUUUAGACAAGUCCCCCAUGGUGGAAUGUCUGCUGAAAACAGCCCUGCUUCCAUCUUUUUGGCAUUCAGAUGCUGCAUCAGUGACAGAAAGCAGACGUCCAGAAUGGACCUAUUUUAGGAUCCAUCUCAAAUCCACAAUGACUUUUAAAACAAGAAUAUGUGUUUAUUCCUAAGCAAAGCUUUGAUGUUUUUCACCACGUCAGUGCUGUCGCAUGUCCACUGAUUCACUUCAAAGUGACAUCACUGCCCGCUCCCCGUCAGCUUUUAAGAACCCCAAACUUUUGGAGACUGUCCCGAUGGGGAUGAGCAGAAAGAAAAAACCUGCGAUUUACACCAACUAACUGGACAAAGUGUGGGUCAACUGCCCUCCCAUGCUCCCUGUUUGGCCCAGGUGAGCAGGAUAGUCAGCUGGCAAGUAACGGGUUAGUCUCUGUCUCCCCUCCUUUCACUUCGUAUUAUCUCCUCGCCCGUUUCACCCCCCUUAACCUGGCAGGGCUAUAUAUUGGAGGUCGUGACUCGCCUGCAUCUUAAGCAUCACUCCCACCUGAAGAAACGGAGGUACAAACGCAUCGGGUUAACUCUGAGACGCAGCAGGAGCAGAGUUUUCACUAUGAGGUCCCUGAUCAAGCUUCUCCUGAUUCUUUUCUGUGUCCAGAGAGGAGAAGGCCUCUGGUUGAGAUCUUUGAUCAGUAAGUGACGGCUGGAACGGAGGGGGGUGUUGGAUGGUUUUCUGACAUGCUGCCCUAAAAUCUGUGUGAAUAUUGCAGUAAUUUCUGCUCAUUUAACUCAUUUUCAGGUCAUGAGAAGCUGGAAACAGCAUCCACACACUCCUCCUCUGAUGAGGACAGGAGGAGCAAACAUCCAGCUGUGGAGGACGCUCAAAUGAUAGUCUCUGGUUCUGGGUCAUCUCUUUUUUCUGUCACUCCGCUUCGGACCCGCCGCUCCCCCCUCCACUCUCAGUGUGGACUGCGCUCCAUCCUGCUGCAGGUUCGAGACCUGGGGCUGGGUUACGACUCGGACGAAACCAUCUUGUUCAAGUACUGCAGCGGGAGUUGCCCCCACACCCGCUCCAACCACGACCUCACGCUCAACAACCUGCUACUCAGCGGCCUGCUCCUUCAUCCUCCACCUGGGGAAGUGUGGCACAACGCGCCCUGCUGCAGACCCACCCACCACGAGGACAUGGCCUUCCUGGAUAACUCCCACCGCUGGCACAAGGUGGAGAAGCUGUCUGCUGCGGGCUGCAGCUGUGUGGGCUAAGACCGUUGGACAAUGAGUGGGGAGGUGAGAGGGCAGGUGCUCAAAACUAAGAUGAUAUUAAAAUGUUACUUUUUCGGCCACUUUGGAAGGAAAAUCUGAGGAAUUCGGGUCAGACAGACGGCCUGACAAAAGAGCUGAUGACCAGAAAGACUUUUUAGUUACAUUUUGGCACAUUAAAUGAGGGUUAGUGGAAACAUGAUAAUGAAAAAAAACACUUGAUUUUGUUUGAAUAAAGAAAAAAAACUUGAUGUAGAAUGAUGAAGUAUUAAGUUAAGCUCUCCAGUGUAAUCUUGAAGCUAUGAAACCGUGGUAGUGUUUUAAAAAAUGUUGUAGACUUAGUCUUUGCUGGAAAGACUUAAAAAACAACAAAAUA